AUGCCUCACCCAGAUCUCGAAGUCCACAAAUUUGUUAUUGAAGUUGAAGGCGGUGCCACUUCUGAAGUUCCUGUGCUCGGAGCUGACAAGAUUGAAUUCAAGAUUCCAGAAUCCUCCAAGUACACCGUCACCAUCUUCUUCAAGGUUAAGAACAACAAGUUGACUGACCUUAAGUACAAGCAAGUGGUUAAGAAGGCUGGUAUUCCUAUCAAGACCAGAGAAAACGAGCUUGGUACCUAUGAGCCAUCCGAUGAGCUCUUGUCGGUGACCUUCCCUCAAGAUGAAUCCCCAGGUGGGUACUUUAUCAGAGGCACCUACCCAGCCCAAUCCACCUACUACGCCAACGGUGAAGAAUUGACCGUUGUCGACUGGACCUUAGAAAUUACCAAGAAGUAA
Suhomyces tanzawaensis NRRL Y-17324 is the source of this 396-nucleotide messenger RNA. RefSeq lists its product as uncharacterized. The record is from RefSeq and is a predicted model, not a curated record. The coding region runs from base 1 to 396 and encodes 131 amino acids. Gene Ontology annotation, molecular function: Rho GDP-dissociation inhibitor activity; protein binding. The transcript has a single exon. Gene Ontology annotation, biological process: Rho protein signal transduction. Lineage: Eukaryota; Fungi; Ascomycota; Pichiomycetes; Serinales; Debaryomycetaceae. Gene Ontology annotation, cellular component: membrane; cytoplasm; cytosol.